Molecule: messenger RNA, 9034 nt
Organism: Scleropages formosus (Asian bonytongue)
Lineage: Eukaryota; Metazoa; Chordata; Actinopteri; Osteoglossiformes; Osteoglossidae
Gene: cul9
Product: cullin 9
Exons: 42
Coding region: 166-7884 (2572 amino acids)
Biological process (GO): ubiquitin-dependent protein catabolic process
Molecular function (GO): zinc ion binding; ubiquitin protein ligase binding
Source: RefSeq, a predicted model, not a curated record
AGAGCGCGAGCGAAGGGGGGGGAAAUCCAUUUACUCAGUAUAGUGCCCAGCGGUACCGAACACGCCUCCAGGCUGGGAAACGACAGUUUGCGACGGAGAAGGAAACUCCAUCAGCUGAGGGGGAAAGCAGAGAAGAAGGGGAGACCCUGCGACGCUAGAGUGACCAUGGUUGGCGAACGCCGCAAUGGGAACCUGCUGGUGCAGCUGGGUCCCAAGCAGCAAGCCUAUCCUGAGGAACUCAUCCGCCAGCGGCGUACAUAUGAUGGCCAGACAGAGUACCUGAUCCGCUGGAGCCUGAUCCCUGUGGAGGAGGGCGGUGGCUCUGGAGGCGGAGCAAGCGAGGCAGGCAGCGGAGGUGCUGGCAGCUCUGGCUCGGGCAGCUGUCCUUCUGGGGAAAGCAAGGCGGAGAACAUCCUGAUGUGGAUGUCAACGGAGGACGUUUAUGCUAACUGCCCCACGCUCCUGGGGAAGCGCAAAGCAGAUGCCCAAAGGCCUUUGAAGGAGGAGCAACCUAGCAGCGAGUUUCCAGCCGAUGUCACGUUUGACGAGGUGGAGCUCUCCGACAUGAAGGAUGAUGUAAAGAACCUGGUUCGGCGGGCACGGAAGCAGAUGUCCAAGAAAAGUGACCUGUCCAUCAGUAUCACGCAUACCAUCCAUGUGCUGAGCGCCUACGCCAGCAUAGGCUCCCUGGUGGGCGUGUUCAAGGAGACGGGAGCACUGGACCUGCUCAUGGAGCUGCUGUGCAACAAGGAGAGACAGACACGCCGCAGUGCAGGAAAGAUGCUUCGGGCAUUGGCCUCCCACGAUGCAGGGAGCAGAGCCUAUGUCCUCCUGUCUCUCAGCCAGCAGGAUGGCAUUGAGCAGCACAUGGACUUUGACAACCGCUACACCCUCUUGGAGCUGUUUGCUGAAACCACCUCCUCGGAGGAGCAUGGUAUCUCCUUUGAGGGGAUCCACCUGCCUCAGAUCCCAGGAAAACUGCUGUUCUCACUGGUGAAGCGGUACCUCUGUGUCACAUCUUUGAUGGACAAGCUCAGCACGGUGGGGGCAGAUACCAACUUGGAGCGGCAAGAAGGCGGUCCCUCCAGCUCCUCCUCUUCUCUUUCCUCAUCAGGGGUGGGCCAUCAGACAGAGCAGUCACGGGUGCAGCGCGAGUUUGAGUUCACCAUGGCCAUGGCCAACCUCAUCUCAGAGCUGGUGCGCGUUAUGGGCUGGGACCGCAACCGGCAGCCACCCCUUGAAGGCUCUUCACCAAGUCCUGGAGGGGAAGAGCCACCCCGCCCUCUCCGUUCAAUCUUUCAGCCUCGCUUCUCUACCCCACCCAUAAUGGCAGUUUCUCCACCCAAGAAAAAAGUGACCAACAGUUUUAAGACCCGCACUGACUUUGCUAGUCGCACCGCCUACGUAGAGUAUGUGCAGGACAACUUGAAAGGAGGAAUGCUGGUUCGCAUGCUUGAAGACUACGAGGAGGUCAGCGCUGGUGAUGAGGGAGAAUUUCGUUACAGUAAUGAUGGCUCGCCUCCCGUGCAGGUAUACUGGAACUCCCUUUCCCGCACAUACUGGGUGCACUGGCAUAUGAUCGAGAUCCUAGCUGGUGGCACCAGUGGGCAGGCGGAGAAGGAAACGCAGGAGAAGGCUUCCUCGCUCACAGAGACGCUAAAGCUCACUGCACUAAGCCAAACAUUUUUCUCUAAGCCCCCGGGGGGCUUAUACUCACUGCCAUACCUCUGUGAGGGGCUUGGGGAGGACAGCCAGAUGCUGAGCCGAGCUGAGUGGUGGGAGGUUUUGUUCUUCGUCAAGAAACUGGAGCCCAAGCAGCAGCAAGAGCUUCUGAACCUGCUGCGACAGAGCUUGGAUGACCAGAUGUCUGAGCUGGAUGACGCAACACUGAUCCAGCUCUCUGUGCCAGUGGGGGCUGCCCAGAAGCUACUGCACUACCUGAAGCAGACUCUGCAGACAUCCUGCCUGUGUGACCUGCUCUGCUCGCACACCUUUGUCAAACACUAUCUGCGCCGUGGUGGCCUGGAUGAUGAUGUUCUACACAGGACUGUCAGCCCCAUGGACUUGGACCCACAGAGCCCCGAGCAGGCCUCGUCUUCUAUGGGGGUGCUGGGCUCUGUCUCAAAGAAGCCCAAGAAGGAGAUUCCAGCUGAGAUGGGUAGCAACAGCAGCUGUGAUGCGGAGAAUGAACUGCCCGUAGAGGAUGAUGCAAAGGGACCCGAAGACCUGGAGGAGAAGAUGAAAGUGUUCAACAACCCCAAGAUCCAAGGGAAGAAGAGCUCUCUGGAGAAACUUGGGGAAGUGGUGGACAUAAUCAAAAAGAGUGGCUCGGACCCCGGGCAACAACUGGCUGGCAUGAAGUUCAUUCUUCGGCUGCUCGAUGAAGAAGGCCCCCAGGAGAGGAGCACCCUGAGGACGGACUCUGCUCAGACAAUCCGGGACAAGAUAUUAAAACUCCUGGUUGAGAUGUUGGGCAGCCAACCCAUGGAGAACGUGCUAACUGCCUUGCGGCUGGUACGGGCCCUCAUGCUAAAAUAUGAGUGGAGGGUCUCUUUUGCCACAGAGGGUGGUGUUAAGGCAAUCCUGUCCUGCAUGCAGGAGCACCCCAGCUGUAUUCAGGUCCAGCAAAUUGCCCUGGCUGCUCUGAAAGUGAUUACAGGUGCCAGCAAGCAUGACAGCCACAGCACAGGUGGCUGCCUACCGCUUUCUGAGUCUGGAACACAGAUGAUGCUGGAGAUCUUUGCCAGCAUUGGCUCUGCCACCCCUGAGGGCUCCAAAGGUCUUCUUGGAGCCAUCCCUGCUGCCAUCGAGUUACUGCUCAACACACCAGGGUGCACAUUGGCAGUGCGCAACGGCCUGCUAGUGAUCAUCUGGCUGAUCUCUAGCCAUAAAAGUCUUGCAGAGCAACUGGUGGCCUGUGAUGUGAGCGCUGUGCUCAAGAAGUGCUUGUCAGCCGCCCGGGCGGAGAGCACUUUGGCAAUCGUCGCACUCAACCACAUAUCCCUGGUCCACAAGCUGGAGAAGAGAGAGUCUAGAGAGGAGCUGAACUUCAAGGACACGGAACUGAAGAUGCUGGUGGUGAGCCUGAAGGAGAUGACGGCCACCAAGGAGGUAAUAAUGACAUUGGAGCAACUGCUGUGUAACAGUGCCUCCCAACUGGAAGAGGAGUGUGCCCAAGUGACCCGCAGCAAGGACACCUUCCAAGAUCUGGUGCGGCUGAUGGACCAACACCGACCAGACCGGGCCGCCCAGCUCUCCAUUCUGAGCAUUUUAAAUAAGUUCUUGGACAACUACCAGGAAGAUCUGCUGCCUUGGCACGAGUGCAUUGAGCCGUGCCUGUCGUCAAUGUCCGCUUUCAUCAACGAUAGAGAGGUGGUGCAGCCCUUUGUCCGCUUCUUGUACCGACUCGCCACGCUGAACAAGGACUAUGCGGUGGUGAUGUGCCGACUGGGGACCAAGGAUGCUCUGGUGAAGGUUCUGGACAAGCACAGCACCAGUUUGCUGCUGGCAACCGAGUUGCGGGACCUCAUUGGUGACUGCGAGAAGUAUGCCAGCCUCUACAAGAAAAUGACCACCAGUAUUCUGGCUGGGUGCAUACAGAUGGUGCUGGGUCAAAUUGAAGAACAUCGCCGAAGCCACCAGCCAAUCAAUAUCCCCUUCUUUGACGUGUUUCUGCGGAACUUGUGCCAAGGGUCCAGCGUAGAGCUGAAGGAGGACAAAUGCUGGGAGAAGGUGGAGGUUUCCUCCAACCACCACCGUGCCAGUAAGCUCACUGACAAGAACCCCAAAACCUAUUGGGAAUCCAACGGCUGUACAGGUUCCCAUUUCAUCAAUAUCUACAUGCACAAGGGGGUGGUGAUUAGGCAACUGGCUGUGCUGGUGGCCAGUGAAGACUCGAGCUACAUGCCAGCCCGCAUAGUUGUAUUGGGCGGCGAUGACCCCACAAACAUCAACACUGAGCUCAACACGGUUAACGUUCCUCCGUCAGCCAGCCGCAUUGUCCUGCUGGAGAACAUGACCCGUUUCUGGCCUAUUGUACAGAUUAGAAUCAAGAGGUGUCAGCAGGGUGGCAUUGACACGAGAGUGCAUGGCUUUGAGGUGCUUGGACCCAAGCCUACCUUCUGGCCAGUGUUCAAGGAGCAGUUGUGCUGUCGCACCUACCUCUUUUAUACCACGAAGGCCCACACCUGGUGCCAGGAAAUCUUGGAGGACAAGGGGCAGCUGCUGCAACUUUUUAAUAAGCUCAAUAGCGCCCUCAGACAUGAACAGAUGUUUGCAGACCGCUUCCUUCCAGAUGCGGAGGCUGCUGAGGCCUUGGGCCGCACCUGCUGGGAAGCCCUGAUCAUGCCUAUUGUGCAUAGCAUCACUGUCUCAGACACAAAGGUUCCUAGCCCACUCGCUUGGUUGCUUAGCGAGUACCUGGACAAUGCUGAGCUGGCCAAACGUUGCAAGAGCCGAGCAGCCAUCUUUAACUCUCGCGUGCGGCGCCUCACCCACCUGCUCGUCCACGUCGACACCAGCCGAGUGGACACCGAGGAACUUAAGCCCCCCGUGAAGUCCAAAGGUAUCAACCGAAGCAAAGAUUUGAAGAAUGGAAAAGAGGCGAAGAACAAAGAUGUGGCCUUAACCUCUGCUGCCUCCUCCAGCUCUGGAGUCAAGCCCAAGGUGAAGAACACCAGCAGCAUUGCAGGCAUAGCCCAGUGCUGGCAAGGAGUGGUCCAGCAGCAGGUGAAGAAGUUUCUGGACUCUGCCUGUAAUUUGGAAGACUUUGUAGAGCGGUACCGGAACAUGUACCUGCAGCUGAAGAACGGUAUGGAGGAGUUAUUUGGCCAGCAGACAGCUUUUGUGCUGGCGCUGCGUCAGGGCUUCUCUGCUGCGCUGCUGCAGCUCUCCAUCCUCACCGCGAUGCAUGUGAGCGAGCGCUUCGCCCAAUACAUCGACCAAAUGAUUCAAGAGAGCGGGGUGGAGUCCGGCAACGUGGAGACGCUCAACCAACUGCAGCAGUUUCUAGAGCCCAUGCUGUUCCUCUCUGGCCUAGAGCUCGCCAAUACCUUUGAGCACUUCUACAGGUACUACCUGGGUGACCGGCUCCUGGGCCAGGGUAAGGUGUGGCUGGAGAGUGCAGUGAUUGAACAGAUUGGCACCUGCUUCCCCAACCGCUUCCCUCAGCAGAUGCUGAAGAACCUGAGCGAGUCUGAGGAACUUCAGCAGGAAUUCCAUCUGUACCGGCUGCAGCAGCUGGAUAAGUCGCUGCUAGACGUGGACGAGGAGAUGAUGGAGGAGCAGCCAUCGGGACUGGAGGAGGAGAGUGAGGUGAAGGUGCUGGUACUCUCUCCACGAUGCUGGGCUGUCUCCUCAGCUUGCUACUUGGAGACCCCGGAGAAGUUUUUCCCCAAACAGCUUUGCAGCUACCUGGCAGAAUUCACAGACUUCUAUGCAAACAGCCAGAGCAUGUACAGCCUGACUCAUAGCAAGCCUAGACGGUUGCAGUGGACCUGGCUGGGCCAUGCUGAGCUGACCUAUGUUUCCUGUACACUGUAUGUGUCCACAGUGCAGAUGUACAUUUUGCUGCAGUUCAACCACCAGGAGGAGGUGUCUGUGGAGGCCGUCCAGCAAGCCACGGGUCUUCCACCUGAGGUGCUGCUCCAGGCGCUGAAGCCCCUGACUUCAGAGAAGGGCAUUCUGGUCCAGACUGGCUCCACCCAGAGCCUCACAAAAAGGUUUUUGAGGCUUAACAAACAUGCCCUGUCAAAGGGCUUAGAUGGCCACAGCUACCUUUAUCUGCUGCCCAAGCAGACCUACGUGAAUGUGAACGAGGAUGCUGCUAGUACACUCGAGCGGAAGAGGAACUACAUCUACUGCCUCAUUGUGCAAAUUAUGAAGGCUGAGAAGGAGAUGCACAUUGACAACCUAGUCUUCAGGGUGUUGGACGUCUGUCAGAAGCAGGAGGCGCUGAAGCCUGCUAACACUGUCCGCUUCAGCUGCAGUACCACCGACGUACUCUCCUGCAUCAUGCAUGUCAUUAGCAAGGGCUACUUGAGGCGCAACGAGGAAAAUCCGCACAUUGUGGAAUACCUACCUGAGGACCCCAGCACUCCCCAGAAGGGUCAAGCACACAUUUCAUUUGGCCAGACAGAGAUCAAGAAAGGAGCCGCCGCCAGCAGCAGCAGCAGCAGCAGCAGGCAGGCCAUCAGCCUGGGGCCUCUCUUCACAGCCCCUGAGCGAGCAGAAGACGGCGUCCUGGACGUUGUACUCUUCUCCAUGGGCCGCACCAUGACCCAGGAUGAAGUGCGGCAGCUGAUGAGGCGGACAGUCCAGCAGGUCUCCAGCACCCUGAGCCUCGACCUGGACCGAGCUGAGCACUUGCUGGUGCACUGCAAAUGGAACGUGGACCUGCUGAUUCAGCGCUACACCGAUGACCCGGAUGCUCUUUUCCUGGCUGCGGGCCUCAAGGGGCGUAAUCCCCAACCACCCCCGAGCCCUGCCUCCCAUUGCCCCGUCUGCCUGAUCCCCCAGUCGGGGGAGGCCGAUCUCAACCCCGCUCUCUGCUGCAUGCAUUACUGUUGUCGGUCCUGCUGGCAGAAGUACCUGACAGCCAGGAUUGAGCAGAACCUGGUGAUGCACUGUAACUGUCCGAUCACAGACUGUCGUGCCCAGCCCACCUCUCAGUUCUUCUACAGUAUCCUGACUGACAGGGACAUCAUUGCCAAGUACGAGAAUGCGCUCCUCCGGGGCUACGUGGAAUGCUGCUCCAACCUGACCUGGUGCACGAACCCCCAGGGCUGUGACCAGAUCUUGUGCAAGGAGAAUAUUGGUAGCAUGGGCACAUGCUCCAAGUGUUGCUGGUCUUCCUGCUUCAGCUGCAAUUUCCCAGAGGCCCAUUACCCGGCAAGCUGCAGUCACAUGUCGCAGUGGAUGGACGACGGCGGUUACUACGAGGGCAUGAGCAUGGAGGCACAGAGCAAGCACUUGGCCAAGCUUAUUUCCAAGCGCUGCCCUAGCUGCCAGGCUCAAAUUGAAAAGAAUGAGGGCUGCCUGCAUAUGACUUGUGCCAAAUGCAACCAUGGAUUCUGCUGGCGGUGUCUCAAACCGUGGAAACCGACACACAAAGAUUAUUACAACUGUUCUGCCAUGGUGAGUAAAGCUGCACGUCAAGAGAAGAAAUUCCAGGACUACAAUGAAAGAUGCACUUUCCAUAAUCAGGCUAAGGACUUCGCCAUCAAUCUGGAGAAUAAGGUCUCAUCAAUCAACGAAGCCCUGCAGAUGAAGUCUCUGACAUUUGUUAUUGAUGCCUGUAAAAUCCUAGCUCAGGCUCGCAAGGUUCUAGCUUACUCAUGUGUUUACAGCUAUUACAACCAGGACACUGAGAAGAUGGAUGUGAUGGAGCAGCAGACUGAAGCUUUGGAUCUCCACACCAAUGCACUGCAGAUCCUUUUGGAGGAAACGCUGCUCCAAUGCACUGACCUGGCAUCCUGCGUGCGGCUGCUGAAACCCGAGCACAUCAACACUGGCCUGGAACUCAUCCGGCGCAUCCAGGAACGUCUAGUGGCUAUCCUGCAGCACUCCACACAGGACUUCAGAGUAGGCUACCAGUCUAAGACGGGAGCUGACCAGGAGGCUGCUCAGGCUUCGAACUUAACUAACCACACAGACUCUAACAAGGAGGUGAAGUCAGAUGGUGGUUCAGACACUGGUGAUUCUGACAACAACAACAACACAGUGGAGGAUGGUGGAGAUGGUGAGGAGGAUGACGACCAGUACGAUGACGAGUACGUCCCAGAAUGGCACGAGGACUAUGAUGAAGACGACAUUGAUGAAGACGACUUCUUCUCUGAAGACGACGAAUCUGAGAACCUAGAAAGAGACUUCAGCCCGUAUGACUGAGUGUAUUUGGGGGUGGGUAAACAAAUUAGGCUGUUACACUCAUUGUCUACCAGUGCUUAUAACACAUAUGAAGCAUUUCACCUGAAAGGAAGCACUGCUUCACGAUUUAGAUGAGAGGUGGGCAGAGAAUGUUUUCUCUUAAGAGAAGAAAAAAACUUCUUCAGACUUAUGUUUCCAUUUUUCUUUGUCAAUGAUAACUUCAGAAGUGACAAGAUUGCGCUUUUUUCCAUUCAUUUUAUCAAAGAACAUUUGCAUUUGUCCUUAAAAACUAAGUUUAUAAUAUGAAUCAAUCUUACCUAGUUGUACACGUACACCAAGAUGAUGUUAAUCUGACUUAUGAGCUUGGCAGGGGAAUCCUUUAUAGAGGGAAUUGUGGAGGGUUUGCUGUUAUUGCAGCUGCAGCUCUUGGUUCAGUACAACUGUUGCCUACUUUUUUUGUUUUUGUCCAGAGGAUUCAAUAAGUAAGGGAUGAGUAACAUAGCCUGAAUAGACCUUUAUGUUACUUCUGGGUAUUUAUUUUAUACCAGUUGAAAAGCAUUGACUUGCAAGGUUCAUAAUAUAUUAUUUCUUAGCACAAAUAUUGCCUUUAAAAAAAGGACAAAUGUUAUGCCUUGGUAAAUAAAAAAUGAGCUUGUGACUUUAUUCAGUUAUGUGAUGAUUGAAGGUUGGGGAAAAAAGAAUGCUGACUGAAGAAAAGACAUUUUAAGCGUGUAUAUAUUGAAGGGCUACAAGAAACCCGAAUGAUCGUGUCUAAUGUCUGACUGACUUGAGAAAAGUGUAAAAUCUGUUGAGAAUGAGAACACUUAAGGGUGUCAAUUAGCCUACCAAAGAAAUGGAUGAAUCGGAUGGAAGCAUCAAGUGUGUCAGCUCUACCAAGGUCUCACGGCAAUAAUUUGAAUUCCUUAGUUCCUGAAUUGCAUUCUUUGCUAAGCAGAAAUUUUAAGUUACUAGCUUUUUUCUUUUUUUCCUUGAAAAAAAAAAAAAUUAUAGUAUUUGGACAUGUUAAUGUUCACUUAUGUAGAGAAGAAAUUGCAGAUAUCAUGCAAUGUUCAUCUUGGAAGUUGCUGUAAGUUGAGAUAUCCUUAUAUAUUCAUAUAUUGUUCAUCUACUACAAUGUUCUAUCUUUCUGAAUUAAAGCUGAAGUUGUGCA